Papilio machaon (common yellow swallowtail) is the source of this 2822-nucleotide messenger RNA. RefSeq names its product ankyrin repeat domain-containing protein 13D. The transcript has 12 exons. Gene Ontology annotation, cellular component: cytoplasm. Gene Ontology annotation, molecular function: protein binding. NCBI's taxonomy places the organism in Eukaryota, Metazoa, Arthropoda, Insecta, Lepidoptera, Papilionidae. The record is from RefSeq and is a predicted model, not a curated record. The coding region runs from base 139 to 1992 and encodes 617 amino acids.
UUUUUGACAUUAAGUGAAAUGAAAUAAUUGUGACUCGUUGUUAUUCUAGUGUAAAAUAUUUGUAAAUUAUCAUUUGAAUAAGGAACAAAUUAAGUGAAAUUUUAAUUUUCUUGUGUAUGUGAUAAAUGUUCUAAAACAAUGCCGCUAAAUGUGCAAGACGUCGCUAAACGGUAUCCAAUUCAUUGGCUGGUUUGGAAUAACGAGCAUGAAGAACUCAAAAACUCCUUGGAAGCUAAUAAGUUUACGAAAGAAGAUAUCGAGUUGCGAGACCCGCGCGGGCGCACGCCAUUACUGUUGGCGGUGACACUAGGACACAUCGAGGCUACGGAGGCGCUCAUCAAUGCCGGCGCUGAUGUUAACUGCGAGAAAGACGGAUGGACUGCCGUGCAGGAGGCGACGGCGCGGGGUGACGCGGCGCUGCUAUCACUGGUGCUGUCGCGCCGUGACCGGCAGCGGCAGGCGGCGCGCGCGGCCGGCGUGCCCGACCUGCUGCGUCGGCUCAGCCUCGCACCCGACUUCUACGUUGAGAUGAAGUGGGAGUUCACCAGCUGGGUGCCUUUAGUGUCCCGUUACUGUCCCUUCGAUACGUAUAAGGUGUACAAGCGCGGUGGCAACGUGCGCGUUGACACCACGCUCGCCGGCUUCGAUGACACCAAUUGGCAGCGCGGGGAGCGGUCCUAUAUAUUCCGAGGACAGGGUAAUCGUGCGAGCCUGGUUGAGCUGGACCACACGCUGGGUACGGCGUGGUGCGAGCAGCUGGACGCCCACGAGCCCGCAGCGCACCACUCGCCGCCGCGCCGUGCUCUGCUGCAGCGUCUCGCCGCACCACUCGCACUCAACUACCUCGACACAGACAAGAUCAGCUUCGAGAGGAACAAAAGUGGCAUCUGGGGUUGGAGACAGGACAAGACUGAGACGGUGAACGGUUACGAGUGCAAAGUGUUCAGCGCCAACAACGUGGAGCUGGUGUCGAAGACGCGCAGCGAGCACGUGCCCCGCGGAGAGCGCGCCCGAGCCACCCCCCGCGCACCCCUCGCCGGCCUGCUCGCGCUCGCCGACAGGGAGGGUGCUUCGCCCCUGCUCACACCCGAACAGGUAGAUGAAGAGCCUCAUACGAGUAGAUCCUCAGAAGACGUGAAGCCGGUGACAUGGUGCGAGUACUUCAGCGAGAUGCCGCUGGAGAGGGACAUCGGCAGGCCCAAGGAGAUGACCACCAAGGUGCAGAAGUUCAAGGCCACGCUCUGGCUCUGUGAGGACUACCCCCUUGAAUUGCAAGAACAAAUAAUGCCGAUUCUUGAUCUAAUGACGGCGAUAUCAUCUCCGCACUUCGCUAAAUUGAAAGAUUUUAUACAAAUGCAACUGCCAGCGGGUUUCCCUGUUAAAAUUGAGAUCCCACUCUUCCACGUGGUGAAUGCUCGGAUAACAUUCGGGAAUAUAUUCGCGACGGAGUCCCCUGUACCGAACAUCGAGUGUAUACAGGAAGGGGAGAGAUUGUCGUGUAUAGUGGACGACGCUUGCUUUGAGAUAGGGCGAGGGUACAGAGACGCGGCGGCCUCUGAUGACAGGAUGUCAAAUGGCACCGACGAUGAUGAAGGUCUGCUCCAAUACGCGAUACAGCAGAGUCUCAUGGAGGCUGGCACACAUGAUGAUCAGGUGGAUGUGUGGGAGGCGCUGCGCGGUGCGCGGCCCUCCUCCCCCGCGCCGCCCCGCGCUCUCCUCGCAGCUGAAGAAAGACAACUGCAAAGAGCGAUAGAGGCGUCUCUGUCGCUGUUGAGUCCGGAGGAGCGCGCGGAGGCGGACGAGAUGUUGGCCGCGGCGCUGGAGGCGGAGGUGGAGGUGGGGGAGGGCGGGGAGGUGGAGGUGGAUGCGGAGGCGGAGCUGCGCGCCGCACUGGAGCUGUCAGCACGCGAGCACGCCGAGCUGGACCGGCGGAGGCAGGAUGAGGAGCGCGCGCUAGAUGAAGUGCUGCGUCUCUCACUCAUUGAUAAGUAGCGAAGUGACAUUCUACAGGUUUCAUCACAAAGUAAACGCGUCCACAAGUUUGACUUCGCCUUACAACUGCGCUGCAAUGUUGCAGACAAAUUUAGUUCUUAUUUAAAAGGCAAUUAGAUUUAUUUCACCUUGUCUGUGACAAUACGCGGUAAAUGCGAACACGAUAGUGAAUUUUAUAUAAUUACAAGCCUUUUUUGAACCCUUAAACAUUUUGACCUUCCAUUAUGCUGUUUUUUAGUUUGACAUAAUAACAACAGAGGGCGUUGUCAGCCGAUGAUCUAGGCUAGAUCUAGGGGGGCGUAAGUAAGAAAAAUUUCCAAAGGUAAUACUUAUUAGUUAGGGAAUGAAAAAAAGUGGUAAGUAGUUUUUUAGUUAUGUAGUCUAGAGAGGGGAGGGGCUAAGGGCUGAUAUACAACACAAGGGGCAAUUUAUUACGUAAGGGUGAAUUAAGCGAAUUCAAAACAUCUUAUUCUUACCUAAGAUUGUUUCGAGUUUUGCUAUUUUUUUUAUUUUACACCCCCCUUACUAACAUUUUCUUUAACGGCUCCCCCUAGAAAGCCUUAUGUCACCAAUGAAUAGCCUCAAAAGUACCAUAUAUCGAAAAAAAUUAACAAACAAUUGUUAGAAAAAUAAAUAAUUAAAAUAUUGUGAUAUACUUACGUUAGUAUAUUACAUCUGUAUGUAUGUAUGUAUGGAUGUAUGUAUAUAGGGUUCAAAUAAGGCUUAUAUGAAUAGGUAAUUUGAAAUGUUAUGUUCAUUUCAGUGAUAUCAGUUGAAUUUGUGAUUAUAUUUGGAGGUUAUGUCAAUUUUGAUGGAAAGUUGUUACGAGU